Messenger RNA from Dermacentor albipictus, 9514 nucleotides. Its product is annotated as kin of IRRE-like protein 3. NCBI's taxonomy places the organism in Eukaryota, Metazoa, Arthropoda, Arachnida, Ixodida, Ixodidae. Gene Ontology annotation, cellular component: neuron projection membrane. Gene Ontology annotation, biological process: synapse organization. The record is from RefSeq and is a predicted model, not a curated record.
ACGGCGCAAGCCACGGCGCGGCGCUAGCGCCUCUAAUGCCUGCGCCGCCCGUGCCGCCGCCGCGAUAAGCGCAGAGCCCGCAGCCGCGGCGGCCCCUCGGUGCACCUCUCCCCUCCGGCGCGCAAAUCAGGCCCGGGCUGACAGUCGCGCCGAGCGCUGCGCCGUCGUCGCCGGCAGCCCGAGGUCUGCGCUCUUCUUGGGACGGCCCACGCAGCGCUGACUUUUGUCCUUUGCGUCAGUUUCGUGAGGUAUCUCGGCGCCCGCCCCUUUUCUCUUCCGACAGCUCUGUGCGGUGUCAAUUGUGCGGGCGCGUUGCCGUCACGUUAUUCUGCCACCACCUGUCACCGGCCGUUUCACACUCCUUUACUUCCAUCAUCAUCAAGGAGACACUGGGUGACCGAAGUGACGAUCCGGAGAGACGCAAUCAAAAGAGCUGCUGGAGCUGCUUUCACAAGGACGGAUCUGUGCGGAUGUUGUGACUGUGUUACGUGAAGUGACGCGUUGCGCUCCCCAGGCACUGAAGCUGCGUGCUUCCGCCGCAGUUUGGACUGCGUGCAGUCAAGAACCUCUGUUCGCUGUUCGCUCAGUCUGCCUCCUAAAUAGCCGCUGAUCGACGCCUAUUAUUCUGAUCAAGCUUGCGCACGCGGUGAUAUUAAUGACCUUUCGAUGUUGACGUGACACUAAAGGCUGCUUCGUACGUGGUAGUUCCCUUGUGGCCGCACGCUGUUCGUGACGUUGCGCCUUGGAAUGAUGUUGCUGCUUGUCCCUUGUGGAUUCCGUUACUUCUAGAUCUGCUAACUGUCACGGUCCCUGUCUUCAGCCCAACAACUGACUACGUGCGCGCGACCUGCCAUGUCUGCGGUUCGCCGAGAUUCCCCAUGAGUCACCGCUCUCUUGAGUGCCAAGCCAGCGUCCCUUCCCACGUCCACCUAGCUCUAAACCGAUCCCUUGCGGAUGCGUCGCCAUCCAACGACUACGGCGAUCCCUGGCCCCUGUAGGAGAAGCACCGAGUGGUCAGUAUACACCGCCGCCAGCCAUGAUGUGUGCGACUUCUGCGCCAGCGCCGCCAUGAAGCAGCAGAGUUACCGCGUCACAGCCACGCUCGCCUGGGCUCUGGCAGUGCUCCAGUGCACAGCGGUGGCUUCGGCCUGGAGCAUCGAGGACUAUGAGACCCCAUGGGCUAAGCCACCGCGGACACUACGGCUUGAUGCAGAGCCAGCACGCAUUGUCAAGCCGGUGCCGCCGCAGCAGCAGCAGCUCGGUUAUGUCGGCUCGCCGGACUAUUGGCCGUUUUCGGGACAUGCGGCGCCGUCCUUUGACCCCGCAACGCCACGUAACGUCACCACCCAGCUGGGACAGACCGUGUACCUCAGCUGCAUGGUCAACAACCUCGGAGACAAAACCGUAACGUGGAUCAGGCGCAAAGAUCUGCACGUUCUGACCGUGGGUCUGGACACUUACGUCCAGGAUCCGCGCUUCCAGGCCAUACACCUGGAGCGCUCCAACGACUGGGCGCUGCAGAUUCGCUACGCGCAGCUCAAUGACCAGGGACUCUAUGAGUGCCAGGUGAGCUCGGACCCCAAGAUGAGCCUGUUCGUGCGCCUGCGCGUGCUGGUGGCACGAGCCGAGAUCGUGGGAGCCAGCUCGGGCCAGCUGUUCCUCAAAACGGGCUCCACCAUCAACCUGACGUGCGAGAUCAGCCAGAGCCCCGAGCCGCCCGUGUUCGUCUUCUGGUACCACAACGAGCGAAUGAUCAACUACGACGAGGCGGCCAAAAGCCACAUCCUGGUGCGCAAGGCCGGCCGCAACGCCGCCGUGUCACGGCUGCUGGUGCACGACGCGGUGCCCUCGGACUCCGGCAACUACACCUGCGGGCCCUCGAACGCGGACGCCACGAGCGUCGCCGUGUUCGUGCUCAACGGUGAGAAGCCGGCCGCCAUACAGCAUGAUGCCACGCCCCCUUCAACAGCUCAGCCCUCCGUGUGCGUGUCUGAUGUGGUGGUGCUGCUUGCGGUAUUGGUAGCCUUGAGGACUGUGCGUGCCCACAGGUGAUGAAAGUGGACGUCGCCUCCUGCACGUCGACACGCCACACAGAUCAGAUCACCCAACGACAGCACUCCUGCACCUUCACCGCGCGGAACGAUGCUAGCCAACCGUGACUCGGCAUGAAGCGCGUCCCCAUUGCAACACGACACGACCACGGUUUGUUUCGCCGCAGAUACGGCAAACGCCCUCGUGAAUGUAACAGUGCGUCCGCAGGCUAUGGGCAAAAACUGCGCACUGUUCUGCAUUCUUCAUGUGUGUGAUGUGUGCGUGUGUUCGGGCGUGUUCCGCUUUCGGAGUGCGACCGUCAGUCUUUCUUCUCUGUGUUUGCUUUCAUUGCCUACGCUGUCUUCGAUGGCGUGUACUUGUAACCGACGGAGGAUAUAGUAUCACAACCGCAGCGAUAUGCCGGCCGUGAGGUGCAUGGGAUCAAACUCGGCGGCAGAGGAGACGCUGACUGCGAAAUGUGACAGAGCCUCCCUGAUGUUUGCAACUUAUCCAACGUUAGAUACCGCAAUACCACACCCCCCUCCGUCACUCUGCAUCUUCAACGACGUUCCCAUGCCUUCCUUUGCUGCUUUUUAAGCACUUGUUAGUCAGCGACGCACCGGGUAAAGAGUCUGGAAUCGUAAAAAUACCGAGGAAAUCCAACUGUGUGAAUGGUCAGACCUGGGAAGAAACGACUACGGCAAUAGUGCGUGGUUACUUUUUUUUACUAUAUUUUACAAUACCCUUCCUUACCGUGUUCGUUGACGCAAGGAGGCAUGGCUUUAUUACAGUACUGUGUACGGCGCAGAAAAGUCGAAAACAAAGGAGGGACGUAGCUAACAGCACAGCGAGUCUCAUCACUGAAGCGCUGGAAAAGACGAUGCAGCCUAAGCAUUUGCAGGCCCAGGAUAGGCCUUUCUGUCAAACCUACAAAGGCACGCAGCAUGCUAAAAAUGAAUGUAUAUAGAUACAUCUGGUGAACUCAGCGUGCGUACCCCAAUUGUGAAAAUUGAAAGAAAGAAAAACGUUUAGCAGAACUGCUUGAUCAGCAAGUUCGUAGUAUAUGCACUCACUAAAACUAGCGAAACUGCUAGCAUACACAAAUCGAUGAGGUAACAGGACGAGCUCUAAAUUUUAAUUUUUAUUGCAUAGCAUGCAUUGCAUACAAAGGGUACUGGUCUCGGACUGAUACCAGUCCAGAUUGUGAUAAUCCGGAUAACCGUGUUUGUUCAUGUUAUCUUGCAAUGUUGAUAUGAUGUGUCGCAUCAUGGAAAACAGUAUUCUAGCGCGUGGUAUGGCUGUAUAUGCUGUAGGUAUGAAAGCAUAGGCAGAGAAAUAUGGCUCAUAGAUGGCAUCAGUUACCUAGGUUUUGGCACGGUCUCUGCCAUGUGCUGCCAUCACUGGCACUUGCAGGGACUAGUACCGUCGUCAUAUGCGAUUUGGCUUUGAUACAGAUUGCACAGCGUUCUGAACCUGUCACCCUAAGUAAUGUGAGGUUAUUGUAAGUAGUUUAAUGAAUGAAUAAUAAUUAUGUGGACUUAUUGGUGCUAGUAACCAAUACCAUGUUCUACGGCUUCGGCUGUUCGAUUAACUGCGAUUCCCGUUACUGCUACAAAGGUUCGUAUGCGACCUAUUUUGUUCAAUUUAAAGCACCUGAUUUCUUGUUUUCAGGUACACUCUCUAGUUGAAGGAAAGUAAAAAUGCACAAAUAUUAGUUUUAAUAAAUACGCUACCACAUAGCAACGUGGAAAUCAGUCAGGCAUAGCGAAAAGUCAUGAUUUAUUGAAUCACUUCGAGUUGAAUUUCAUGAAAUAUGUGUGUCAUAUGGAACUAAAUUACGUAAGGAAGCAGUACUUUCUUUGUUUGGAAAUGUGGGGAAAAAAUUAAAGGGGUCGCCUGACAUCUGUGUCAACGUUCCGAUUAGCCGCGUUGUCAAUCAAGGACUAGUCCUGUUGCAGGAAACGUGGCCAUUGGUAUUCCUAUAUUUGCUGUGCGAAGAGUGCUUCGUAUACUUUCACAGCUUUUUGCCAAGUAACGUGGAGCCAGUGUCUAAACUGCGUACAUCUGCAGCUUUCUUGGUCUCCAAAGUAAAGACCUAAGAUUGCAUUGAGAGCUUUCGUCACUGUGGUGGCUGCGAUUUUUACUUUUCGCCAAGUUGAUAAACUGGUGGUGUUUGAUGUGACGAGAAAUUCUGCGUAUAUGCUGUUCCUGUCAACACUUAUUUGUAUCACAUGUUCCCCGAAUACUUUCUGAAUAUAGCGCAAUCACUGUCGCACAAACGAACGAUUGCUGAGGCAUCUUGCUGGCUGUUAUAACUCACUUUGCUUGAAAUAACUGACAACCAGCCAGAAUGUGUUGCGAGACAAUGAUGGCGUUGAAAUGAGCAUGGUUUAUGGUUUAAUGAGCAUGGCGAUAGAAUCCAGCAUUCUAUUGGCGAUAUAAAUAGUAAUUAUAACUUAAAUUAGCGAAGAAAGUCUCAAAGACCAGCAAGUGGCGCGGCCUGGCGGUGAAACCUUGGUUCUCCGGAUGUAGUGUAUGAUAUUCCUGUACGUAAGUCCACUGUUAUUAAGUGCCGCAUACUUAUUGCUUAAAAUAGCAAUUCGUAUAUUUUAGGCGCUUGCGCUUUAUGGCAUGCGUAUUAUGAACUAAAUAACGUCCACGCUCACCAGUGGCAAGGGCGUCCCAUCCCAUGGCAUGACGAUGCACAUGCGGUUGUACGCGCGCGAGUUUGCGAGUAAGUACCCAGGGUUAUGGGGCUUUCCUUUGAGAUACAAUGUGCCGUCGACUACGUGUGCCGUAAAUGGGUGUCAGCACUACAAUAUUGGCACACGCGUGGCUAAAGUAGCAGGCUGAACUGCAUGUCGCGUGUAAAAGCGUCGUUUGCUUUCGAUAACCUCGGUAGUCGGACAGGAAACCACGAAAACACGUAUCUAUUAUUUCAAAAAUAAUUUAACACUUCGGAAAACACGAAUCGCAGGAGCAUCGACUUGAUAAACAAAAUAAUACUUUCUCGCAGCUAUGGCAGCGCUUGUCAUCUGCCUCCCACAUAUACCGGCGUAUAAUCGCUAUUGCGCUCAACUACUGUUUUCAGCAUGCUUCCAGUGAACGGCUAAACUCCCGCUGAAGAAAAAUUCUGCUAAAAAGUUUUCUAUUCUGUUUUCCGCGUCACCACUUCAUGAUUACACACUUUGACCUGUAAGCUUACCGUUGCACUAAAAAAUGGGUAACAUGAAAAUUGGUUGUCAGCCCCUUUAAGCAUCACCGAAAACGAUCUGUCGACACUAACACCCUAACUUUGGAGGUCACUAGAUUGGUAGGUACCUUGAACUUUUCUGAACACCCAGGUGGGAUGGAGGCUUCACGCUGAACUAAAUUUAUAAGAAAAGGCACCAGGCGUUUGAACGACGAGAAGAUUUCAAGAGUGCUGCUUUAUCUCCGACCUUGAACAUUUGACUAGAACUGUAGAAGGUUGCAAUCUACUCGCUCUGUAGGCGCCCGUUCGCCCUCAGAAUUCCGUCCUUCAUUGAAGCAUUCACGAAACACUGCCGCAACAACAUUGCAGCGAGAAUUACAGGGCCCUGAGCACGUCCGAACCGGGCUCUGGCAAAUUACAUUUAAUAACAAACUGACCGCCGAUGGGGCAUGCAGAGACGGUUUCUCUGUUCUCGGUGUAGAGUUUUUGGUGAAUUAACCCACAUACUUGCUAUCAUUCAUUUGAACGGUAUGAAUACCACCACUUCAAUUAAAAUGAAAUUAUCGGACAAAACACGGGAACUGCAACAAACCUCAGUCAUGUGCCAACGCUUUAAAAAGAAAGAAAAAAAACAUUAGAGCUGGAAUCAGGGUUCUUAUCUCCCAAGAUUUCCUCAAGUUCCUUUAACCAUCAUUAUAAUUAGUCAACUUGAUUCGACUGCCACAAGAAGGCUCCUAGCACGGGUCAUUUCUAUCGCUGUUCGCGCCAGUCGAAGCCAUCCAAUGUCCGCAAUGCAUUCAGCGCCUCCUUCCUGUAUUGUAGUGUAGCCGUGAAAAGCUUUUCUUCUUAAAUUCCUCUGUGUGCCUCCCUUCGUUCGUUUAUUCCACAAUGGUUACGAGUGCUCUCUAUCACUCUAGGUUCAUUUCGUGACCAGUUAGCUCUGAGGUGAGAAUUCGGAAAGUGUACACCUAGCUGCGGCACUUUCCAGAAUGUGAUCGCCGUGAUGACGACAGAUCUCUGCCUAAGCUUCGAGCCAGGUAUUGAGGCCUUCAUUGUCAAGCUCUGGGUGCUACUUACCCGCUAUGCUACCUAAGCUUCGCAUUCAAUGCUGUUGCCCAGAUCGUUAAAUGACCGAUUUCCUUUCUGUCCGUUUCUCAUUCCGAAAACUUGCAUGCGCUGGUCUACGUCGCUACGAUUGCGGAAGAAAAACCUAAAGUUUGUCACGUUUAGCAGUCGCAUAGGCUUAUGGCUAGCACUUAUGCACCAGAGAUGAACACGAUAAAGAGUGCGUUGUUGGGCAAGUUGGUUCAUUGUAUUUGGAUCGUCUACAAAGCGUAUCCAAUCUUUCCAAAUACGAUAGAAGUAGAUAAACAGAGAAACGUAAGAAAAUAUUGUAUUCUUCGCAUGGUGCGUGAUGCUGUGGUAGAAAAUAGCUCGUUUUGAAGAAUGUUGAUUGGUACAAAAGAGUGAUGACAGGAACUCACACGAUUUGUUUCCUUGAAAGACUGCUGCCACAUGGCUUGACUGUCAUGAUAUUAUUAUAAGAACGUGCAGCCAACGUGAAUAUGUAUCAUCAUGCCGGAUCGAAAUUUUACACGUUGCUGAAGGGAACCAUGUGGUUUCCUUCAGAGCGAGAGAUGUGCGUAAGCAAAAGCAGCUCUUUGUUUUAGUGGCAUUAGGGGUCGUUCAGUACAAUAGCUUCACCCCCUCCUGGCCACCUCCACUUCUACACUUAGGGGGUGUUUACUACCGGUAAACAUCAGAGUACUCACAAUGCAAUUUUACAAGGUGUUGCAUGUUUUACAAGGGGUUACAAGUGCGUAACACGGGGCAAAUUUAUACGGGACUAUGUUGGGGAUCGUAAAAAAAAGCCAAGAGUUCUGGCCGCAUUUCACGGAUGGGACAUAUGUGUUAUUGCCCAUUUAAGAAAGAUUUUUUAUAACUGGAAAGAACGCGUGUUUGCGUCAAAAUGCAUUCUGGCACUCUGUGGGCUCUGCCUUCACUAGUGCGCAGCAUUCUUGUAUUAAUGAAGCAUUACGGUGAGCUAAAUAGGUAGACCCUACUCUGUAAUUGACAAGCUGCGAAUAUUACGGCCUCGAGCGUAAAAAAUUGUAGAUUGCAUGAGAGAAUACCGUUUUUGGCGGCUACUCGAUCACACUGGCGGAGAACCCAGAAAUACGCCUUCAUAUAGCUGCUACACGUUCUGCCGCACGUCGGGCAUUUAGCGGUUAAGCUUUCGGUGAUCAAAGGCACGUGAGCAAGUGAUUGUGAAGUUUUAACCGUGAUUGUCUAUGAGAGAGCGAGAGCGAAGCAACAAAAGGAAAGACAGGAUAGCCAUGCAGUCUGUAAAAGAUUAAAAUAUUCCGACAUUUCUAGAAAAAAAUACAUUUUUCAACAUAAAUCAUAGCAUGAACUAUGAAAAUAUUACACUUGUUAUAUAAUAUUAUACACAUAUUUCUGCUCACUGUAUCAAGAGUUGCCGAGAGGUUUCAGUUUAUCUUCUAAAAUUGGCAUGAGAACGUCGUCAAGUAGCGUUGGACAGCCACUAGUCAGCGGUGUCGCUUUUCAGAACGCGGUAUUGUGACCUAUCCCAUAACUGUAGAUUUAGCCCCCUUCCUGCAAGAUGUCCUGUUUGGCCUACGGUCGAAAAGUUUCAACGAUCUCAGAUGAGAUUCAUCACUGGGAUGGUAAAUUGGAAAGUUCGAGUCUGGCAAGGGGCUUUUUCAUAUUUUUUUUCACUGCAUCGCUGCUAAGUUCACCUAUUCGCCGCGCUGUAUAUACUACGUCGCUACUUGUGUCAUUACGAGUGCUUUCAGUUUUAGAGGCCGCUGUCGUGGCAGUAGAGGAGGUAAUAUCCACUUUAUUUUUUUUUGUUUACUGAGAGCAUCCAUUACCGAAGGCCGUCCUUUGUUUCUCCCGAAAUUUCCACAGCAUAGCGUGACGCCUAUCUUGCAUGGAUAACAACGCAAAAUAUUUUUUUUUCUUUGGAUACGGUUAUAUGACUAGAAAUAGCCAGUUUGAUGUUUAAGAACUGUCACUGAAGUAGACAAAUGUACUUCUUGUGAUUUGUAAUGCCAUCAAAUCAAAUAAUAUGAAUCAAAGCAGGACUAUGACAUCUGCUUUAUACGAUUAUGGUGACCUUAUGGGCAUUUGAUUUUUAUUUCUCUGAUCCUGCACAGGAAUCUGUAUUUUCACCUUUCCAUAUAAGAAUGCGGCUUUUAUACAAAUAAAAUAAAAGAUAUUGAGUAAAUUUCUGUUCAAUGUUGGUGAUGGGGCUAUUUAUGAUAUACAUUAUACGGCUCUGGUAUGAGCCACUCGGGAAAAGUGCAGAAUACAGCGUCUGUUGAAUGAACACCUUGCCAGCAUAUUGGAACAGCUGUGAAAAAAUAAUAGCUACUUCAUAUUUACUGCAUGGCGUAGAAAAUUCCGGCAUCUUCUUUCUUCCUUUCUUUUUUGACGAAACGAUGAUGACAUGAAAACCUAAUGUAAUUGCCUUCGUUUUUGGAACGAUCUUAACGUACAACUUGAGGCUAGAAUAUAUUAUAAAAUGUAAAGUUUUAGGUAAUCGUCAUGAAAGCCUAAUAACUUCGAACCGAUAGACAACACCGGCACUGACACGUCACAGAUGAAAGCAAGUGAUUCCGUCACACCUUCCAACGCUCCCACUUACGAUUAUUCGCCGGCCACCGUUCCUUGAAUCCAUCGAAUGUCCUUUACACUCGUCUAAGAUCCACUACUAUAUCAACCAUGGAAGUUCUUUCGGUGUUCUCAUAGUGACGGAUUGCCAUAUUUUUGGACGUGAUCGCCAUUCUUAUUGCCUCAAGCGAGCUUUGCGAAGCCCUAAUAGACGGAAUGGUGGCAUUCACACUUACACGCUUUCAGAAUUUGUCAUUGUUUCCGUGCUAUAGACUUCGAAUUUGUCGUGACGGGAUGAUCCUCGGCUCAUUGAGGCCGUGGUUGGUGGAAUAUUAUUGUGGCGCUGGCGAGCUUUUCAAUCAAUACUUUGAGGUGAAAAUGAAGAGUAUAUAAAGCGAAAUAUUUCACUGUGUUAGGCACGUCAUCAGCGCAUGGCCUUGAAGCAUACGAAGUUGUUACGAUCAUUUCUAGUCGAUUCAUUCAUCUAUCGUGUGCAUGUUUUGAGAGUGUAAAAAUACCGCAUUGUUUAAGAUUAUAUCAUUUCGCAUGGGUGAUAUAUGGAGACAGUGUUACAUUAUACUUCAUGUUGAUGGUUCCUAGGUUGUUUGUAAAUAAAUGCUCAGAAUCUAUAAUAAAAAUACAUGAAGAGUGGUC